Messenger RNA from Spinacia oleracea (spinach), 1570 nucleotides. RefSeq names its product protein WUSCHEL-like. Gene Ontology annotation, molecular function: DNA binding; DNA-binding transcription factor activity. Gene Ontology annotation, biological process: plant organ development. Lineage: Eukaryota; Viridiplantae; Streptophyta; Magnoliopsida; Caryophyllales; Amaranthaceae. Bases 411 to 1397 code for a protein of 328 amino acids. The transcript has 3 exons. The record is from RefSeq and is a predicted model, not a curated record.
AAAAAAAAGUGUAGGGAGCGUUCACGCCAUGAUAUUAGAGUGCUGCGAAUCCAACACGAAUAGUUAAGGUGAAUUAAAGAGUACGAGUAACGUUGCCAAGCACAGAAAUCUGGACCUCUACAACAAGGUAAAAAAAAAAAAAAAAAAUGUAUCUCCAUUAAAAGAAAAAGAAAAACCCUAGUGAAAAAUCACAAAAUAAAGAGACUUUGAUAACAUUCAUUCAUUCAUUUCACCUCUCUUUCUCUCUCUUGAAAUCAAAGGCCUUCAUAACUUUUCACUCAAGCUAUAUUUCCUCCUGUUUUGUCCCUACCUUUUUUAUACAAGUCGAUCCCUCUCUCUCAGUCCGUCCACUCCAAACUAAAAAACCGUGUUGAAUUAAUUUAUUUGAUUUUGAAUCCUUACUUCCUAGAAUGGAUUCGCAAGAGGAAAUGAACAUGAUGAACUUAAAUGGUGGGAAAAUGGGAAGUAACAACACAACAAACAGCAACUACCUUUGUAGGCAAAGUAGCACAAGGUGGACACCUACAACAGAACAAAUCAAGCUUCUUAAGGAGCUUUACUACAUCAAUGGUGUUCGGUCUCCUACUGCUGAUCAGAUUCAGAGCAUCUGUGCUAGAUUAAGGCGGUACGGUAAGAUUGAAGGCAAGAAUGUGUUUUACUGGUUUCAGAAUCAUAAGGCCAGGGAAAGACAGAAGAAGAGGCUUACUCCCACCUCCCCUACUGCUGCUGCUGCUGCUGCUGCUACUACUACUACUACUACUACUACUACUACUACUACUACUACUAAUAACAAUAUCAAUAUUAUUCCUACUACUCAAUUCCAUAAUAAUGGUACUCGAAACCAUCCCAUACAAAAUGGUGGUCUUACUUGGAAACAAGAUCAUCAGGAUGUAACUCUUCAAGCUAAAUACCAUUCCACCAUGAAUAAUCCUGGGGUUUCAUCGGUUGGAAAUGGUGGUGGGCAAUUGAUGGGGAGUUUCGGUGUUACCAUGGAGAACAAAUUUAGUGACUGUUCAAUAUCAGGAGGAAGAGGAAAUCAGUGGACUGCAGUUGGAGCUAAUUACAGCCAAUACACUCCUGCAUCUUACUCAAAUUUCUUGGGGAAGAUAUCAUCAAUUGGUGAAGAUCCUUACAAUUACAAUUACAAUUAUGACCAAGAUCAUUAUGGGACAGAAGAAACACCACAGAUAGAGACCCUUCCUCUCUUCCCUAUGCACAAUGAAGAGCAACACAAUAAUCACGAUCAUGAUCAAGGCUUCUACACCAUCAACCGUCCAUCAGACGGCUACUACACUGCUGGCUAUCGAUGCUCCAAUGCUAGCGGUGAUAAUACCUCCCUUGAGCUCAGCCUAAACUCCUAUGGCUAUGCCUAUGGCUACUAUUCCCCAAAUCUCUAAACUAUUAUUAUUCCAAGGGUUAACUUGUUUAAUUCGUCCUUGACUGUUUAAUCUUAAUUACCUAUUAACUACUUUUAGUUAGUCUGAUCAAAAUCAUUAUAUCAUUAGUAAGCUAAGCUUUUACUAAUUACUAGUCUUAAACAUGUGGAAUUUUAUCCAUUCCACUUUCAAGA